This is a messenger RNA of Thalassophryne amazonica, 3802 nucleotides long. RefSeq names its product polycystic kidney disease 2 (gene pkd2). The coding region runs from base 350 to 3049 and encodes 899 amino acids. Lineage: Eukaryota; Metazoa; Chordata; Actinopteri; Batrachoidiformes; Batrachoididae. The record is from RefSeq and is a predicted model, not a curated record. Gene Ontology annotation, biological process: detection of mechanical stimulus; release of sequestered calcium ion into cytosol; potassium ion transmembrane transport. The transcript has 15 exons. Gene Ontology annotation, molecular function: calcium ion binding; voltage-gated calcium channel activity; signaling receptor binding. Gene Ontology annotation, cellular component: membrane.
UUUUUUUUUUUUUUUUUUUACCGACACUUAGAGAACAAGAUGGCUGUCCUCAGCAGAGAAAAGUUCUUCACGUAAACACGGCGUUUUGGUGUUUUUGGACCCCGCAACUUUAAGCAGCCUGCCUCGCCACAGUCUGAGUCCUUUACUAUUACUAUUAUUAUUAAUAAUAAUUAUUCGUCGCUUUACUGGUUGCUGGAAACUACCAGGUAGAACUUUGUGUGACUUUUCCCCAAAGUUAUUUAUCUCUGAAGGUAAAUGUCUGAAACGUUUCAGUCGGUUUGAAACGUUUGUCAGAAAUAUUACCGUAUUUAAGAUUCGCAGAUGUACGUUUUAGACGUUUGAGAGGACGAUGAGUUCAUCCCGAGUCCGACCUCAGCAGCAGCUGCCGCCGCACAGAUCGGAUCCCAGUGACGGCAUCGAGAUGGAGAACAUCCAGCACCAAGAAGACGGAGGUGUCGGAGGGGCGACGGGCUCUCCGUCCCCUCCGUCCAGACAAGCCUGGAGUCGGGACAACCCGGGCUUUGAGCCCGAGGAGGAGAUUAUGAAAGUGGACUGGCCUCCAGCGAGUCCGGGGAGGAGGUCGGCGUCCACGGCCUCUAGCAGCAGCAGCUGCAGCAGCGGUCUGGGCAGCUACACCGGCGGGGCCGCCAGCGUCCACGUUCCCCGUGGGGGACUCUACCCGACUCCCACUGUGGACGGCCAACAGCAGAACAGCCGACAGCACCCCAGCUGCAUGAAGCAGAUCCUCCAGAAAAUCAGAUUUCUGUGGGGUACAGAGCUAAUGGAGGACAGCGACAGCAGUCGAGAAAGAUACCUCAGGAAUGUGCUGAGGGAGAUGAUCACCUAUAUCGCAUUCCUCAUCACUCUUUGUAUCUUGACCUAUGGGAUGGUGAGUUCUAAUAUGUACUACUACACCAAAGUCAUGUCUCAGCUUUUUCUUGACACGCCGCUGUCUGCUACGGACCCUUAUACUUUUAGAAGCCUAACAACUAUGGAAGAUUUCUGGAAGUUCACAGAGGGACCUUUCCUCAAUAACAUGUACUGGGAAGUGUGGUACAACAACAAGAGUCUGCCUGAGAAUCAUAGUCUCAUCUACUAUGAGAACCUUCUUCUUGGGGUUCCACGACUCCGCCAGGUCAAAGUCCGCAAUGAGACAUGCUCUGUUCAUGAGGAUCUGAGAGAUCAGGUUCAGGACUGCUACAACAUAUACACAGCAAGCAAUGAAGACACCAUGCACUUUGGACCCAAAAAUGGAACUGCAUGGGUGUAUACAACUGAGAGUAAGAUGAAUGGGAGUAGUUACUGGGGGCAGAUAUCUAAAUAUGGAGGUGGUGGAUACUACCAAGACCUGUCACGUACCAAAGAGGAGUCAGCAAUUCAACUGCAGUUUCUCAAAGACCACCUGUGGUUAGACAGAGGCACCAGAGCAGUCUUCCUUGAUUUUUCAAUCUACAACAGCAAUAUCAAUCUCUUCUGCAUUUCCAGAUUGUUGGCGGAGUUUCCUGCUACUGGUGGGGUCGUGACCUCAUGGCAGUUUCAAACAGUACGUCUGAUACGAUACGUGUCCAGCUGGGACUACUUUGUUGGUGUGUGUGAGGUGACAUUCUGCCUCUUCGUCUUCUACUACGUGGUGGAAGAAGUGCUGGAGAUUAGGAUCCAUCGCUUGCAUUACUUCAGGAGCCUGUGGAACUGUCUUGAUGUUCUUAUUGUUGCGUUAAGUGUCAUUGCUAUCAUCAUGAACAUAACCAGAACAGCUAUGGUGAGCAACCUUCUCAAGGGCCUAUUGGAGAACCACAAUGCUCACCCCAACUUUGAGAAGUUGGCUAACCUGCAGGUCCAGUUUAACAACGUGGCUGCAGUCAUUGUCUUUUUUUCCUGGGUUAAGCUUUUCAAGUUCCUCAACUUCAAUAAGACCAUGAGUCAGCUGUCCAGCACCAUGUCCCGUUGUGCCAAGGAUCUUGUGGGUUUUGCUAUUAUGUUCUUCAUCAUCUUUUUGGCUUAUGCUCAGCUGGCCUACUUGGUGUUUGGAACCCAAGUCAAUGAUUUCAGCACUUUCCAAGCCAGCAUUUUUACCCAGUUCCGAAUCAUUCUGGGAGACUUUGAAUUCUCUGAAAUUGAAGAGGCAAGCCCAGUACUUGGACCAAUCUACUUUACUACCUUUGUCGUUUUUAUUUUUUUCAUUCUUAUGAACAUGUUCUUGGCCAUCAUCAAUGACACAUAUUCUGAGGUGAAGGCAGAUAUGUCUCAGCAGAGAUCUGAGAUGGAGAUGACUGACCUCAUUAAGAAGGGCUGUAACAAAGCUUUAAUGAAGCUGAGACUGAAGAAGACGGCCGUAGAUGACAUUUCAGACAGUUUGCGUCAGGCUGGAGGAAAACUCAGCAUUGAUGAGCUUCGUCAGGAUUUGAAAGGAAAGGGCCACACAGAUGCAGAGAUUCAGGCCAUCUUCGCCAAGUAUGAUCAUGAUGGGGACCAGGAGCUAACAGAGCAUGAACACCAACAAAUGAGGGACGACUUAGAGAAAGAGAGAGACUUAGACCUGGAACGCAAUUCACUAACUCGACCCAUCAGCGGCCGGAGUUUCCCUCGUACCCAGGACGACUCAGAAGAAGACGACGACGAGGAUAGCGGCCACAGCUCUCGUCGCCGUGGCAGCAGUUCAGGGGGAGUCUCCUAUGAGGAGUUUCAAGUGCUGGUGAGACGUGUGGACAGGAUGGAACACUCUAUAGGCAGCAUCGUGUCCAAGAUCGAUGCUGUGAUUGUGAAGCUGGAAGCCAUGGAGCGGGCCAAACUUAAAAGAAGAGAUGUGCUGGGCAGGCUGCUGGACGGCGUCAUGGAGGAUGAGAGGCUCGGGCGAGAGACAGAUGCCCACAAGGAGCAGAUGGAGAGACUGGUGAGGGAGGAACUGGAGCGGUGGGAGUCCGACGAUAUGGCAUCGCAAGUCAGCCACGCACCGCCAACAGCAACUCCCGUUGGGCCUCGGCCCCGCCCUUCAUCUUCUUUGUCUACUGAUGACCUCGACGUGAGCGCAAACGGGAGGGACCAAGUGUGAGGACUUAAAAGAAGAACACCCAAUUACAACAUGAAGCUCUAUCGGACUUUAUCCCGACUAUGGUUUAAACAGCUUUUACGCACGUCAAUCAAACAAAACACAACCAUAAUGUAGCUGUUUAACUCAGCGGUGCACCUCACCUGAAAUACAUAUAUGCACUGAAAGUGUGAAUGAGAUUCUCUUAAAAGUAUUUUCUACACUACUAAAAAAAGAUGAAGUAUUACUUUUAAUAGUGCAAAGGUGAUUGAUUUUUAAAAUGUAAAUAUGAAAAGAAAAGAUGAAAUACAAUGAAGGAUUUGAUGGUGGCUUAUACAUCACAGUAUUAGGUGCAGUAUUGAACACGCCCACCUCCAAAUACACCCUGCUCAGUUGUUUUGAGAGUUUACUGUAUAAUUUUAAUAUUGCAUUAUUAUUGCAAAUUAAUAUUAAGCUCAAUUGCUUUUGGCUAUUACGUCCACGCACAAGUAUUUCAGCAAGUAUCAAAAAGAUGUUUUUGAGGGUUAAUUUUUCAUCAAUUUAAUGUACAUUAGAUACAAGUGUGACACAUUCUGUCAUAUUUGCAUAUCUUCUGUAUGCCAUUUAAACUAAAUCUUAUCAUUUAUCAUUUUAUGAUACCUAAUGUAACAAAACAAACUUCGAUUUGGAGUGCAUUUAGUUUUCAUGGGAAACCCAUGCAUUUAUUUUUCAUGUGCCUCAAUUUUUUACAGUCUCUUUUCUAUAUAUUUGCUAUGCCAAAUAAAGUUUAUUACUGUA